GGGCAGGACAAGCUCUGCUGCCAGCUGUUUUAAGAAGCAUACACAAAGAAAGCUACGCAAGGCAUAACAAACGGAGGAGAGGCAGCCACAGGGUACCAGAGCUUGUAUAACAGCAUCGAUCACACCGGGGAACAAAGGACCGGCUGCAAAGGGAGCUGCAGUCAGUGAACGCCGCUCCUGUAGCUGUGCCACCUGCGUACAACAAUGCAGCCCGAAGAAGGAAGUAAACAGAAGCGGGGUGGAGGGGGCAGCUAUGGAAACAGACAAAAGAGCAGGAGAAGUGACGGGGCAGCGAUACCUCACGCCCCGGGCUUUCAGAAGUAACUCGCCAUACAAAGCAGGAAGGCAGCUGCAGAGUGCACUAGGCAGCGUCCCGUGGGAGCCACUGUUUGUGCAGCAGGAACCAGGGACACCCCUCAUUUUGUAGGGCUGCCCAGGCACCAGAGACAUCCUAUAUUUUGUAGGGCUGCCCUCUUUUUCCAAACACUGUCUCAGGUCUCCUCCUGCAGGCAGCUGCACCUUUAGCCCGCAUUCUCCUCUCUGAGGGCCAGCAGCUGCCUCUCGGACUCAUUCCUAGCGCAGGCCACAACCCCCCUCCACAUAUGGGGGCCAAGCCAGGAGCCCCAGGUGGCCACGGGGCCCAGAGGGCUGUGGGAAGGGCCCCGGGAACCACCACCAUGACACGCGGCAGCCGGCAGAGCCGAAGGCAAAGAGGUCACGCCAGCGGCGUUGUGGUGACCGUUCCUGAGAAGAUAGUGAAUGUCACGACAGGCGGCAACGCAACCCUCCUCUGUACGUACACGAGUUCUCAGCCGCUGGGAAAUUUCUUUAUCCAGUGGAGCUUUUACAGUGCCAAAGAGAGCCAGCUGCACACCCACUCCCCGUGUCACGGUAUUCUGAGUAUGGAUGAAAAGUCAGUCAGUCAUUGUCAAAAGAUGGUGUAUGUGACAGAUGCACGGGGAAGAUGUAGCUGGAGAUACAAGAUCUAUUAUUAUUCAGGAGGACAGUCUUACUCCUAUGGAGAGUUUAAGAACAGGAUCACAGCUGCAACAGGUCCAGGGAAUGCAUCGAUAACAAUCUCCAACAUGCAGCCCUCUGACACUGGUUCCUACACCUGUGAAGUUUUCAGCCCACUGAACGAUGCUGGCCAGAGCCAAAAAUCAGUGAUUGUCAACGUGCUGGUCAAACCAUCAAAGCCUUUCUGCAAAAUAGAAGGAACGCCAGAGAAAGGCCAUCUAAUCUACCUCUUAUGCAAAUGUGAAGAGGGAUUGCCUCACCCUACCUACCACUGGUACAAAGUAGACGACAAUACCCUCACGCCUGUGACUGAGCAAAUUAAUCCAAACACUGGCAUUCUUUACAUUGGCAACCUCACUACCUUUGAAACAGGAUAUUACCGCUGUAUAGCCAGCAAUGUCAUGGGGAACAGUACCUGUGAGCUUGACCUAACUUCAAUGCAUUCAGACAGUGCUAUUGUUGCUGGAGCAUUAAUUGGAGCAAUUGUGGCAGCUGUUAUCAUUUGUGUUAUCGUCUGGGUCUUAACCAAGAAAGCAAAGAAAAAGAAGUCAUCAAGUAAUGAAAUGCAAGUAAUGGCUCAGAAACAAUCCAAUGCAGAGUAUGUUCAGGUACCGAAUGAAGAAAACAUACCUGCAACCACAGCUCCGUCAAGCAACGCGACAAACGAAUACCCCAGUGUUGAUGAAACAGCAGCCUCUGGAACACCUGAAAAUGAUGAGAAGCAAGACGUGGAAAAAGAAGAAACAGCCUAGAAUUUAUUUCAACAGUUUUCCGUGUCAGCUUUGAAGCCCAUUAUAAAAAAAAAAUAACAAAAAAGCAAAUUUAUCAUUGAAUUAACACAGCAUUGGGACAUAAACUUAAAUCUGCAUUUGUGUUGGGAAACGUGGGGCUGGAGAUUGAAAAGGAUGCUACCUACACCUGCACUUUGUGAGGAGCAGACUGGGCCUUCGAGUUAAUCAAAUUUCACGUAUAUUUAUAACUAGAUAAUAAAUAUAAAAAACUACCAUCCACAGUUAUACAAUCUAUUUUACAAAAUUAAUUAGAAAAUGGUGUCAAGCAUUGAAGAAAAUAUGACCUUCCUGUCAGCUACCAGUGAUGCUGUACGUGUCCAUACAGUUCGGAACCACAGAAGCCUUCUCUGUGAAGUGUUAGCCAACCUCAUGGCUCCUGUGGACCAAGAACUACCAUCAUGGCCAGGACACUGCAAUGUUUAAAGGAUCUGAUUUUGCACUUCAGAAUUAAAAGCAUGUUUCAUCAAUUUCAUCAGAGUGCAGAAACAGAUUUAAAGACCUGGACCAAUGAAAUCUUGUGUCUGAAUUCCACUUAAAGUUAUAAAACCAAAACAGUCCUGGAAACGUUUACCUGUUGCUGCCUAACAUGGGACACACUUUGUUAACCACAGCCUUCUGACUUUAGAGCUCCCAAGGCACCAGCAUUCCAGAGCUGGGUAUUUCAGCAGUUUGGGUUCUCAGUGUAAUGGAAUUAGCAGUUGGGUGCCCAGUUUGAACCUUGACUGACUGGUUUCUAGAUAACAGGAGCUGGAAAUCUAAAUCCCUUACAAGGCUUGUAAUAAUAGGCACUCAGAAUAUCAGAUUCCUCACAAAAAGCAGAUGUAUCUGCUUUCAAAACUUAGAAACGAUCACUGCCAACUAUGUGACACAUCAACCUAAACUGCUUCCUCUUCCUGAGAUGACUUAAAUCUAUGUCCAGGCAGCUGCCCUACCCUCAAAGAGACAACCUCAUGCUACUUUUCUGCUGGUCUCUCUAGCCCAGUGUAAGUUUGUCCAUUUUCUAUAGGUGAAAGCUUCAGGAGGAAAGAUAAACAGUGGAUCCACAACAGCUGAGUAACGAGAUCCAAGAGAGGAAGGACAAAAGGCAAUUGAUCCAUAUACACUCUGAUCACUAAACACCUGUCUAGUGAAGAAGACAGACUCUUCUCUCAGGUCCCAGUUUCUAAAGACAAGCAAUCCUUC
Oxyura jamaicensis (ruddy duck) is the source of this 2990-nucleotide messenger RNA. It is a transcript of the gene VSIG1, whose product is annotated as V-set and immunoglobulin domain containing 1. Gene Ontology annotation, biological process: epithelial cell morphogenesis; maintenance of gastrointestinal epithelium. NCBI's taxonomy places the organism in Eukaryota, Metazoa, Chordata, Aves, Anseriformes, Anatidae. The record is from RefSeq and is a predicted model, not a curated record. The transcript has 8 exons. The coding region runs from base 603 to 1769 and encodes 388 amino acids. Gene Ontology annotation, cellular component: plasma membrane.